Anoplopoma fimbria (sablefish) is the source of this 5296-nucleotide messenger RNA. It is a transcript of the gene xpr1a, whose product is annotated as xenotropic and polytropic retrovirus receptor 1a. The record is from RefSeq and is a predicted model, not a curated record. NCBI's taxonomy places the organism in Eukaryota, Metazoa, Chordata, Actinopteri, Perciformes, Anoplopomatidae. Gene Ontology annotation, cellular component: cytoplasm; Golgi apparatus; plasma membrane. The transcript has 15 exons. Gene Ontology annotation, molecular function: inositol hexakisphosphate binding. Gene Ontology annotation, biological process: phosphate ion transport; cellular response to phosphate starvation. The coding region runs from base 341 to 2428 and encodes 695 amino acids.
GCAAUGUCCCCAGACCUGCCCAGGGAGGGACGGAGCAAAGUCACUGAGCCACUCUCACCGGCUUCGUUACACUGACCACCUGUUCAAAAAUUAAAAAAGACAGACGCCGCAUGCCAUCGCCGUCCCUCCCGUAGAAAUAGUAUGUGGGACGGGAUCUGCCUGGAGAGCACUGACCGGGACGAGACAGAAGUGGAGUGAAGAGCAGCGGAGUGCGCCGCGGCUGACGCACCGCAUGUUGAGACGGCAAGUUGACUGAAAUAUCAAAAGUCGCGUCGACGGGAGAAGGGGACAGUCGCUCUUGGAUUUAACGGAGGUUUGAGAGGACGGUGGUUCCGACAAAAUGAAGUUCGCGGAGCAUCUUUCGUCCCACAUCACUCCGGAGUGGAGGAAACAGUAUCUUCAAUAUGAGGCAUUCAAGGACAUGCUGUAUGCUGCCCAGGACCAAGCCCCGUCCAUAGAAGUCACAGAUGAAGACACGGUGAAGAGAUACUACGCAAAGUUUGAGGAGAGGUUUUUCCAGACCUGCGAGAAGGAGCUCCUGAAAAUCAACACAUUCUAUUCAGAAAAGCUUGCUGAAGCACAGAGACGCUCCGCCACGCUGCAGAAUGAGCUGCAGUCUUCACUGGACGCUCAGCGUGAGAGCAACGCUCCACCCGGCCUGCGGAGACGCAAGACGAUGUUCCACCUGUCGCAGGAGGAACGCUGCAAACACCACAACAUCAAGGACCUGAAGCUAGCCUUCAGCGAGUUCUACCUCAGCCUCAUCCUGCUCCAGAACUACCAGAACCUGAACUUUACUGGUUUCCGUAAAAUCCUGAAGAAACAUGACAAGAUCCUGGACACUCCUCGCGGGGCCGACUGGCGUGUGGCUCACGUGGAGGUGGCACCUUUCUACACCUGCAAGAAGAUCACACAGCUCAUCUCCGAGACAGAGACCAUCGUCACCACAGAGCUGGAGGGAGGAGAUCGUCAGAAGGCCAUGAAGAGGUUGAGAGUUCCUCCACUGGGGGCAGCUCAGCCUGCUUUGGCUUGGACAACCUUUCGUGUGGGACUCUACUGCGGCUUCUUUAUCAUUCUGGCUAUCGCCUUUGUUCUCACUGGUGCUGUGUUUAUCCGCUUGGAGAACGUGUGGCCACUGGUGCGGAUCUAUCGGGGCGGUUUCCUGUUGAUCCAGUUCCUUUUCCUGUUGGGCAUCAACACCUAUGGGUGGAGGCAGGCCGGAGUCAACCAUGUCCUUAUAUUCGAGAUCAACCCCCGAAACAACCUCUCACACCAACACCUGUUUGAGAUUGCUGGUUUCCUGGGUGUGUUGUGGUGCCUCAGCAUCCUCUCCUGUCUCUACUCAGAGUACACCUACAUCCCCAUGCAGAUCAAUCCGCUAAUCCUUUAUGGCUUCAUGGUGCUCUUCCUACUCAACCCCUUCAAGACCUGCUACUACAAAUCGCGAUUCUGGCUCCUCAAGCUGCUGUUUCGGGUGUGCACAGCACCGUUUCACCGGGUGGAGUUUGCAGACUUCUGGCUGGCUGAUCAGCUGAACUCUCUUGUGUUUGUUCUGAUGGACCUGGAGUAUCUCAUCUGCUACUACAUCUUUGAGCUGCAGUGGAACAACAGCAAGGGCCUGCUGCCCAAGUUUAAAGAGCCUGAUGACCACAUAUGCCACAGCUACUCGUACGGUCUGCGUGCCAUCAUCCAGUGUCUGCCCGCCUGGUUCCGCUUCAUUCAAUGCCUGAGGCGUUACCGUGACACCAAGAGGGCCUUCCCUCACCUGGUGAAUGCUGGGAAAUAUUCUACCACCUUCUUUGUCGUCACCUUUGCUGCGCUGUAUGCCACACACAGAGAGCAAGGACACACGGACGCCGACAUGUUCUUCUACCUGCUGAUCGUGUUCUCAACAAUCAGCUCCCUGUACACACUGAUCUGGGAUCUGCGCAUGGACUGGGGUCUCUUUGACCGUGGAGCCGGAGAAAACACCUUCCUCAGAGAAGAAAUUGUUUACCCACACAAGGCCUACUACUACUGUGCCAUCAUAGAAGAUGUGAUCCUGCGUUUUGCCUGGACGAUCCAGAUCUCUCUGACCACAACGACCAAGAUCCACUCUGUGGGCGACAUCGUUGCCACGGUGCUGGCUCCACUCGAGGUCUUCAGGCGUUUUGUGUGGAACUUCUUCCGUCUGGAGAACGAGCACCUGAAUAACUGUGGUGAGUUCCGUGCCGUGAGGGAUAUCUCCGUGGCGCCACUCAACGCUGAUGACCAGACGCUGCUCGAGCAGAUGAUGGACCAGGACGAAGGCGUCCGGAACCGUUCAGGCAAGAAGACCUGGAAGAGGUCCUACAGCCUGUCUCUCCGACGCCCCCUGCUGUCCUCCUCACAAUCUAAAAAGGACACCAAGGUGCUAAUUGAAGACACGGAUGAUGAGGCCUUCAGCUGAGUUCACAACAUCUCACACACAAACACAUACAUACUAUACUUACAAUGACCUCAUUCACUAACACCCAACCCUCAACCCUUCUCCCUUUGUAGUGAUUAGAGCAGUGACCCUCAGUAUAAACCUUUAAAGCACUGAGGACCUCACAUGGUCCUCGCUUUGGACAAUUUACCUCAUCUUUAAAUCCCUGUGAGUAUAUUUGGUCUUUAUAAGUAUAGACAAACACACUCAAUACACACUAUAAUGCUGUAACACACAUAAACAUAAACCUGCUGAUGAAGCACAAACAUAGUUUAUUAGCUACAGUUGAGGAGAGAGCUUACGACAGACAGACAGACAGACAGACAGAUGGACAGACAGACAGACAGACAGAUGGACAGACAUCAAGGGAAAUCUUCUGCACAUAUGUGGAAACGCCACACUGCCCUGGGAUUAUCCUCCUCUUCUUUAGAAAGACUUUUACUUUGAGAUAUUUGUGUUUCUUUAGAUUUUUUUUCUUUACUUUUUCUGGAUUUAUUUCAGAGAAGCUGCAUCGACUGUUUACAAUCCUUUUUAACUACUCUAGGAUCAACAGGGAGAAGACAAGCCAAUCAAAAGACUGAAUAUAAAUCAAUAGAAACCUGAGGAAGGACUCAACACAAAUCACAGCAUAUCAAAACAAAUCAACUGGUUUCAACUUGUUGAUUCUUUUUAUACUCCGCCUGUUUUUUUUUUGGUUGAGUUGUAAUAACUUCAGUGUGUAAUCCCAACUUUGAGGCAUUUGCAGGAAAAGUGCAUUUAAUACACAAAACAAUGAAGAAAAAACCUACUUGUACACCAAAAGGGAAGUUUUGAUUCAAACAUUUCUAGUUUGUGAAGUUACUUUGUAAUAUUUAAUAUAUUUGGAUGUGCAUUAUUACUCUGUUGUAGUUGUUAAGUACUUCUACAUGUGUUGUUUAUACUAGUGAGACUAGUUGAGCAUCCACACGAUGAUUGUUUAUGUAUUUUAUAAGGUUUGGAAUGUUUUUCUUGGUUACACUUGUGCCAUGUUUUUAAUAAGCUCAUAUUUAGACCUCAAUUUUUCCCCAACCUAAAAUUAAGGUACACCGACUUGUAAAUCAUUGUGUCAUGUCAUCUCAAAGUGCCCUAUUAGAUACAAUAUAUGUGUGUGCAUUGCCAUUCUUUGCAUUAACUACCAAAGCUUUAUUUUUAUGAAUGUGUCCAUUCAAACCUGCACAAAGCUUGUUUAAAGAUUAGAGUGUUUUUAAGUACACCUUUUGUUUUAGCAAGUAGUUUCUGUGUUGUUCUAAGUCCAAGUGAUAUGAGUAGUGUGUCAAAUGUUCAGUUAGUGAUUCAAGGUGUAUAUGCCAGUGGCUCUCAAACUGGGAGGGGGACCAGAGGGGGAAAUGAUGAGCUCUGAUGCUAACAAGUCAAGAAAAUCAAGACUCAUUAAUCAAAAAAUAAUAAUAUGAAAGGCUUAUCUUGCUUCCAUGUUUACUGUCAAUAAAGCGGGAGAGCCUUUAUGUCUGUCAUGUUCAAUAUGCAAUGAAAUUCAAAUUGGCUUUUUUUGUGGUGUACGACAGCAAUAGUUUGAGAAGCACUGGUUUAUUAGACUUAAACUUUCACCCAAUUAUACUCAUAAAUCAGAAUGCACAUGGACGAUUAAACCUCUUCCAACAUCUGAAACAAAAAAGUGGAAGUCUUUGAGGCUGUCAUUGAGUUACUUUGUGGCAGUCAAAUCUGGCUCCACUGCAAAAGCUCUUUCAGUGCUCUUAAAUAGUAAAUAUCUAUAAGCUGUGACACGUUUCGCAGCUCCCGUCCAGCUCUGAAUCAGUCAGGUUUCACCACAUUCACCGUUGAAGUUGUGAAGUUGUUUGUUUGUUUGUUUGUUUGUCUCUAAUGUUCAGUGUUGCCUCGUUAUUUUAGCACUUUUACAAAGUAAUUUCAAGUGUUGUGAUUUGUUAGAUCAAAUGUAAUCUACUGAUCUUAGGUAAGGACAUUUUUUUAUAACCAGUAAAAAUGUGCUGUAAGUCUGACAUCUUCUAUUUACUCCCUCAGCUUAUUUUCAAACCAGCAGCUAACACUUAAAGAACAGUUGGUUAUAAUUUUAAAGUGCUAAAAAGGUGCUGCUGCUGGUAAAGCCCCACUGGUUUUCAGAGGAAGGAUGCUUACUUUAAUGGUGGUUUGUGUGUUUCACUUUCUCUUCCUGUUUGACCCUCUCACUCUGCUCUCUGGUCUACUGUUCCUCCCUGCGUCACCAUCAGUCAUGUGACGGAGUCCAGAGAGCCACAAGACAAAUGUUAUACAGAAAGUCCUGUUUCUUCCUUGUUUGUUUUUCCUGUAGCGACUAAAGGAGCGAAAAUCUUUUAUGUGCAAUGAGCUUAAUGUGAACUAGAAAGCUAGAAAGUUUUUUAAAAAAUGUAGAAGAUGGGUAGCUUCCCAGUCCAUUUAAAUACACUGAGCACAUACCAUAACUGUCUACAGGCAUUAAACACGACACACACACAAACACACACACACACACACACACACACACACACACACACACAUAUACAUAACAUUACAACCCUCUCUCUCGUGUCGGAGAGCACAACUCUACAGCAGAAAGUUUUGUAAAAAAAAAAAAAAAAAAAAAGGCUCUGCUGUCUUGCCUGCAUGCUGCUUUAGUUUUACAUUGUACAUAGGUCUUAAUUUAUUUGACAUGAUAUGUAUAUUUGCAAUCAUUGUUGCUGCUGCUACAAUGAUUGAUUUCAUACGUUGCCAUUAUUGCUCCAAGACAAGCAGUAUUUUUUAGGUGAUAAGGAGCAUUUGUUUUUGAUUGAUCACGAUCCUGCACUCCUUUUCAUGUGUAAAUCUGUUGACAAUGUGUUUGUAUAAAAAAAAAAAAAAAAA